Messenger RNA from Anisakis simplex (herring worm), 930 nucleotides. Lineage: Eukaryota; Metazoa; Nematoda; Chromadorea; Rhabditida; Anisakidae. The record is from the annotation of a GenBank genome assembly.
AUGAAUCCGUCAUUCGUACAGCUUCGUGAUAUUGGAACAACACAUGAGGGGCGUAAAUUACUCGGAGUUAAGAUUGGCUAUCCAGCAAACUCAACAAACAAGCGUGCAGUAUGGCUGGAUGGAGGAAAUCAUGCUAGGGAAUGGCCUGCGUUUCAUACGGCUCUUUAUAUCAUUGAUCAGUUAAUCACAAACUAUGGAAUUGAUGAUCAUAUAACGAACUACGUUAAUAAACUCAACAUUUACGUCUUUCCAAUACUUAAUCCUGAUGGUUUCGAGUUCUCUUUAACAUCCAAUGAAGCACUGAUUAGACACUGGAGAAAGAACAGAGCACCGAAAAAUUGUACGGGGCGAUUGGGUGAUCGUGGUGGUAUUUGCUGCAUGGGUGUUGAUUUGAACAGGAACUAUGAUUUUGCUUUUGUAAAUAAUGUUUUACCAUAUGACAAUCCAUGUUCUGAUGAAUUUCAAGGGCCGUUUCCAUUCAGUGAACCUGAAACACGAGGAGUUCGGAAUUUUAUACUUUCACCAGAAAUUUUUUAUAAACUUGAUGCACUGGUCAGUAUGCAUACGCACGGGCAAUUCUUCAUAUUACCAUACAACCAUAAACGUCAAACAUAUCCUCCUGAUAUUGAAGAUCUUAGAAAUCUUGCUGAAAAAGUCAUCAACGAAAUUCUUUCUGUCAAGGGCACUAAAUACAAACUCGGCACUGCAGCUGAUCUCAUUGGUCCAGCAACUGGUGGCGCGACCGAUUGGAUCAAAAAAUCGACACCAACGAAAUAUGUCUACGUUAUUGAAUUACCUCCACAACUUUCAUCUUGGUUUGCGUUCCAGUUAAAGCCACAUUGGUUGGUGCCAACAGCUGAGGAAACGUGGCAAGGAAUACGUGUCAUCAUUGAGCAGGUCAUUGCUGAAGCACAACACAAAGCCAAUUAA